ACAACAAACCCCUUCCUCCCAUCUGUAAACAAAAAAAUAAAAAUAAAAAGAUAAAAAAAAAGGGGAGACAUGAGCAUCAAGAAACGAGACGAAAUACGGCCGGGCCUCCUCCUCGGCAAGUACGUUGGCCGUCUCCUGGGCCGCGGCACCUGCAAAGUCUACUACGCUCGCUCCGUCUCCGACUCAUCACCUGUCGCCGUCAAGGUCCUCGACAAGCCGAACGCUGUAAGCUCCGGCGCCGCCCCUCUGAUCCUCCGAGAGGUCUCGCAAUGCGCCGGCUCGCCGACCACCCAACAUCCUCAAGCUCCACGAAGUCAUGGCACCAAGUCCAAGAUCUACCUCGUCAUGGAGCACGCCAAAGGCGGCGAGCUCUUCUCCCGCCUCGCUCGCCGCGGCCGCCUACCGAGCCGCGCUCGCCGAUACUUCCAGCAGCUGAUCUCCGCGCUCCGCUUCUGCCACGCUCGCGGCGUGUCCCACCGCGACGUGAAGCCCGAGAAUCUGCUCGUCGAUCGCGACGGCAACCUGAAGCUCUCGGAUUUUGGGCUCUCGGCGCUCCCGGACCAGCUUCGGCUCGACGGCUUCUUCACACGCGCGUGCGGGACCCCGGCUUACACGGCGCCCGAGGUUCUCCGGCGAAAGGGCUACGACGGCGCCAAGGCCGACGCCUGGUCUUGCGGGGUCAUACUCUACGUGCUCCUCGCUGGAUUCCUACCUUUCAACGACUCUAACAUACCGUCCAUGUACAAAAGCAUCCAGCUCCGGGCUUAUAAGAUCCCGGAUUGGUUCUCGCCGUCGGCCAAGCGGGUUAUCGAUAAGCUCCUGGAUCCGAACCCGGACACGAGGAUUACUAUCGAGGGGUUGAUGGACAUGCCUUGGAUUAGGAGAGCCUAUAGCCUGGACGAGCGUCUUAACCUGCUGUCGUAUCUGCCUCCGGCGCCGCCCGCGACUGAGGAGCAGGCGGACACGUUCGAUCCCCCGGCUGCUCCGCUGCCUUCGAUGAACGCGUUUGAUAUAAUAUCGAUGUCGCCGGGGCUGGACUUGUCGGGGCUGUUCGACGGGCCAACGUAG
Messenger RNA from Asparagus officinalis (garden asparagus), 1068 nucleotides. Its product is annotated as CBL-interacting protein kinase 4-like. The record is from RefSeq and is a predicted model, not a curated record. Lineage: Eukaryota; Viridiplantae; Streptophyta; Magnoliopsida; Asparagales; Asparagaceae. Gene Ontology annotation, molecular function: protein kinase activity; ATP binding. Gene Ontology annotation, biological process: protein phosphorylation; signal transduction.